AUGUCUGAUUUGCUGGACGUUGAUGACAUUACCAUGGGUGAAUACAUGGAGGAAUUGGAUGUCGAAUGGCCUUGUUCGGAAAAUGGUCCUUCUGAACGAAAGCCUUCUUGGUUUUGGCUUCGUGAAGUAACUUCGCAAGAUGCAGAAAAUGGGAUGGAUGUGCAAGGAAUUACGUGGGAUUCCUUCAACGUUACUCGUCAGCGGUAUCGUGAAUUACGGCUCAUAGACUAUAAAAAUUAUGAGAAUGUUCAAAGAUCGCAUGACGAAAUCAAGAAGGAAAUUAAACCUGUUCAAACAGAUUCCCAAUUUUACAAGUUCAAAUAUACCACGCUUUCACAUAAAUGUACAAUUGUACAUUUCCAAUUACGGAAUCUAUUAUGGGCAACCGGAAGAAAUGACGUGUUUUACACAUAUUCUUCACGUAUUGGAUACUGGAAUUCAAUAAUGAAAAAAUCCAAAGUAGCAUUAGAUCUGAAUUACAAUAAUC
Molecule: messenger RNA, 487 nt
Organism: Dentiscutata heterogama
Lineage: Eukaryota; Fungi; Glomeromycota; Glomeromycetes; Diversisporales; Gigasporaceae
Source: the annotation of a GenBank genome assembly